AAAAAAUUCUAUCCAUUUCCAGUAAUUAUCAUGAUACAUACAAGUAACAAUUUCGAGCCAAGAUUUAGAACGACUUCGACUUGUUAUAGAAUAAGAACAUGUAUCGAAUCGAAAAAAUACGGACUCUAUUUAUAGAGUACAGCGUAUCAAUUCCAAGAGUAAGAAACAUGCAGUGCUCCAGAAUCUCAACCGUCAAAUUCAACAAAAUUCUGAUUGCGAAUAGAGGGGAGAUAGCAUGUCGUGUUGCAAGAACUGCCAAAAAACUGGGAAUACAAACUGUAGCAAUAUUCAGCGAGGCAGAUCGUGAUUCCAUGCACGUAAAACAAGCAGAUGAAGCUUACUGCAUUGGUCCUGCGCCUUCCAGUCAAAGUUACUUGCGGCAAGAGAAAAUUAUAUCCAUAGCAAGAGAAUCAAAAUGUCAAGCGAUACAUCCUGGUUAUGGAUUUCUUUCAGAAAAUGUAGAAUUCGCAGAAGUUUGCGACAAAGCAAACAUUAUAUUUAUAGGACCACCAGCAAAUGCAAUAAAAAAUAUGGGAAUAAAGAAUGUUUCAAAAGCUAUAAUGAUCGAAGCUGGAGUUCCUGUGAUAAAUGGAUAUCAUGGAGAUGAUCAAUCCGAUGAAACUUUACUACAAAAAGCAAAAGAGAUAGGUUUUCCGCUAAUGUUGAAGGCUGUACGCGGUGGAGGAGGAAAAGGAAUGAGAAUCGUCUUAAAAGAAUCAGAAUUUGCAGAGGCUUUACAGGGUGCAAGAACUGAGUCCGAGAAAGCAUUCGGCGAUUCGGCUAUUUUGAUCGAACAAUAUGUUAGCGAUCCAAGACACAUAGAAGUGCAAGUUUUCGCUGAUAAGCAUGGGAAUGUUGUGCAUAUGUUUGAAAGGGAUUGUUCAGUUCAAAGAAGACACCAAAAAAUUAUCGAAGAAGCUCCUGCACCUGGAAUCUCAAGGGAAUUGAGAUUAAACUUAGGUAUGACCGCAGUUCGUGCUGCAAAAGCAGUAGGAUACGUUGGCGCGGGUACUGUCGAAUUUAUAAUGGAUCGCCACAAAAACACCUUCCACUUCAUGGAAAUGAAUACGCGGCUUCAAGUGGAGCAUCCUGUCACAGAGGCAAUUACAGGAUUGGAUCUUGUCGAAUGGCAAUUACGAGUUGCGAUGGAAGAAGAACUCCCAUUGAAACAAGAACAAAUAAAUUUAAAUGGACACGCAUUUGAGGCGAGGAUUUACGCUGAGAAUCCAAGGAAUGGUUUCCUACCAGGGGCUGGACACCUGUCGUAUUUAAGAAUUCCAGAAGUGUCAGAAACGGUCAGAGUCGAGACUGGAGUUCGCGAAAAAGAUGAAGUAUCGGUACACUACGAUCCAAUGAUCGCAAAGCUGAUUACGUGGGGAAAAGAUAGGGGAGAAGCCCUGGCCAUACUCGGAUCAAAGCUAAACGAAUAUAAUAUAGCUGGACUCGAUACCAACAUAGAAUUCAUCAAGGAUUUAUGUUCUCAUCCUAGUUUUCAACAAGGUCAAGUACAUACAGGAUUCAUAAAUGAACAUUAUGAAGAUCUGUUUCCCAAAUUACAAGUGCCAAACGAAGUUGCGGUACAAGCUGCUCUUGCUUCGAUAUUCUACGAAGAUAUGGACUCUUUACGAUAUUCUCUUGCAACCUCCGAUCCUUUUAGUCCAUUUGCAACCGAAAUUGGAAUGAGAUUACAUCACACUUUAACACGGACAUUUCGUUUUAACGUUUACGGCAAAGAUAUAGAAAUUGAAGUAAGAUACAUCAAGCCAGACGUCUAUCAUAUGAGGAUCAAUAAAAUUGGUCCUUGGAGAAAGGUAACAGGCGCAUUGGAAAAGAAGAAGAACAGAAUGGAACUAUGCGUUGAAGUCGAUAACUGGAUCACCAGGACGACAGUAGCCAAAAUUCAUAACAAAUUACAUUUAUUUACUAAGGAUCGCGAGUGGCAAUUUGAAGCACCCACUAUGAAAUUUCUUUCCGAUGCUUCGUCUAAAAAUGCUGAUAAGGAUCUAAGCAAAUCUCUGAGUCCCAUACCAGGCUCCAUAGAAAAGAUACUCGUCGCAAAGGGAGACGUUGUAAAGACUGGUGAUGCUUUGAUCGUUAUUAACGCUAUGAAGAUGGAGCACACCAUUAGGGCGUCCAUAAAUGGAACAGUCGAAGAAAUAUUCUGUUCGAUAGGCGAUAAUGUACCAAAGAACGAAGUUCUCGUUAAGUUGACCAAUCCUGAGUCUUGAGGUGCAAGAUACAAAAUGAUUUAAUUAAGAAUAGUUCGAGUAUAUUUUUAACGAAUUUUUUAUGUAAAUACGUGUAUGUAAAUAUAUAUUUCUGUAUGAAUUAAAUAAUUCAAAA
Messenger RNA from Hylaeus anthracinus, 2343 nucleotides. RefSeq names its product methylcrotonoyl-CoA carboxylase subunit alpha, mitochondrial (gene Mccc1). The transcript has 9 exons. NCBI's taxonomy places the organism in Eukaryota, Metazoa, Arthropoda, Insecta, Hymenoptera, Colletidae. The record is from RefSeq and is a predicted model, not a curated record. Bases 99 to 2228 code for a protein of 709 amino acids. Gene Ontology annotation, molecular function: metal ion binding; ATP binding; methylcrotonoyl-CoA carboxylase activity. Gene Ontology annotation, cellular component: mitochondrion.